This is a messenger RNA of Xylaria bambusicola, 863 nucleotides long. RefSeq lists its product as uncharacterized. The transcript has a single exon. The record is from RefSeq and is a predicted model, not a curated record. Lineage: Eukaryota; Fungi; Ascomycota; Sordariomycetes; Xylariales; Xylariaceae. Bases 74 to 343 code for a protein of 89 amino acids.
AGAACUGAGCUGAACAGCAUAGGAAAUUUUCUCAAUCUCGUCCGAUUUUAUUUCAACGCCUUACUCUAGCAAUAUGCCUGAUGAAAACCCCACGUCAAAGCCACACCAUGUCUCUCAUAAUGACCCUAAGGCAUAUCGAAAUAAACCAAAUAAGCACGAGACUAUAGAUACGCAACCCGCUUUUGCUGGGCAAUACUUCCUCGAUGAACAGCAACAUUGGCUAGAUUCGUACAAGGGAUACUACGAUGGUCCGCCUCCGACGCGUGGGGGCAAAACAGUCGCGACUUUAGAACCAUCGCCCAAACCCAAACCCAAACCAGCCCCCGUUAAUAAUCUGAAGUGAGGGCCCUGAUGCCUAGAAUCGGUGGUUUCUUCUAGGGUACCAUUAUUGGAGAUGGUUACCAGGGGGUCGAUAGAAAAGGGGAGCAAUAGGAAUUCGUGGCGUUAAAGAGGGGUUAGGCGAACUACACAUAUGUGUUGGAGCUGGAGCCUGGAGCUGGCGUUAUCACCUCAAGCUGCGAGCCCUAGUGAGAUUUUUCCCUAUUGUACUUGCAGUCUUCUGUGCACUGCGCCCUCAUGAGUGUACCACACAGCUGUGACGAAUUCAUACACUUGUUACUGGGCGGUAGCGCACCCCUCUUCACUCAGCAUUGAUUCCGUAGCUGUUCACCAGCGACUCUAGAAUUUUUGAGUUCUAGGUCUUCUCUUACAUCCCCCUGUCUUAGACUUGUAAUAUCAUGUCCCCUGAGGAGGCGAAGUGCCGAUCAUGCCGCUACAAGUUGGAGUUGGCAUGGUUUGAUGCUAACGCCUCAUCAGGUACUCAUGAAGUAAUUGUCACUAAAUUUAUUUAUAAAAAAUUACUU